Molecule: messenger RNA, 5238 nt
Organism: Didymodactylos carnosus
Lineage: Eukaryota; Metazoa; Rotifera; Eurotatoria; Philodinida; Philodinidae
Source: the annotation of a GenBank genome assembly
AUGCAGUCUUUCUUUCGUUAUUUAUCGUGCAGCAGAAAAAUCGGUGAAGAUAGUUCAUAUGAUACUUUAUUAGAGAGUAAACUUAAACUGUUAUUAGAGAAUCCUUUACGGAUACUACGCUUAUCAAAUCGUAUUUCAUUAAAGUUAUUGGCGACUGGACAAACAUCAGUUACUCAUAACGAAGAACAAGAAGAGGAUAAAGAACCGCAGUAUUAUGAAAUAAUAUCAACAAAUAUUCGACGAUUACAUUCAACAACUCGUGAUUGGAAUUUAAUCAUCAACACAAAUAAACCGCAUCGAUCACGAUCUGAACCUAUUUGUACUCUACAUUUAGAAAUGAACUCAUUAAAAAUGAACGAUAAUCAAACAUUUAAUGCCGUCGCCAAGUCAAAACUAUCUACGCAGUAUCAACAAUACAAACAGUCUAUUUUCGAAUGGAAUCAACAAUAUAUAGAUCCUCUAAUGGAAAAAAUAAAAAAGGCUGAAUUACAAUGUGCGAAAGAGAUUGUUUAUGUCGAACAACUAUCAUGGUUAAAACUAUUUUGUAGAAAAUGUUGUACUGUUGAUGGUAACGAGCAAUUAUAUAAAAGUGAACUGAAAUAUUUCUGUCGAUUUAUAGUUCAUAGCAUACCAUUACUAAACUCACUGUUACUGUUCUUUCAACUGUUCUAUUUUGUCUAUAUUUGUCAACAAACACAUUGUCCAACAGCAUUUGGAAUGAAACAAAUCAUAAAACAACGAGCAAACGUCGAUACAUUCUAUGGGCGUAUCCCAAUGAUUAUUUAUUCUCAAACAUCAUUCGCACUAGGACUAGAAAUGAUUAAUUUACUCAAAAAAGGUGCUUUAUUCGGCCCCUGCUUUCUAUAUAAACAAAAAAUAGAAAAUUCACCUAUUGUUGGUUGUUGUAUUAAUAAACAAAAUAAAUAUUUAGCUUCAUUAACUGAAGCAGAAUGUUUCAAUCAAUCUUACAGUACUGGAUUAUGGAUCAAUAAACGUUGUUCAAUUCAAUUACCAUCAAUGCCAACUGUUCCAACGUCAACAAUACUAAAACCUUGUUGUAUAUCGUAUAAAGGUCUAUGCUAUGUUACAACACUUGAAUAUUGUUAUCUUCAUAAUGGAAUUUAUAUUGAUUCACACGAACAUUCAACGGACGUCAAUUGUUUUCAGUAUUUAUGUAAAUAUGAACUGCACAACAAUCAUGUACAACACGAUUUAGAUCGAUCAAGUACAUUUCAAAUUGGCAUGAAAAAUCGUAAAAGUUUUCCAUUUGAAUCAACAUUAUCAUCUCUACAUGUAGUUUGUUUCUAUGUCAUAACAUUAUAUGGUUCUUAUCUGUUUGCUGCAGCAAUUAAAUUUGAUGAACUCAUCUAUGGAACAUCUGGCUACAUCACGGCAAUGACAACAUUAAAUUUGUUUGAAUUGUUCGAAUUUUGGAAUUACACACAUCAACAAAAACCAACAAUAACAAAAGAUAUUCCAUUCAGCCAAAAACGUUUUAUUGUUAUUCUUGUUAAAAAUUUAUUAAUAUUCUUUAUCUUGUUUCUUCUCGGAUUAACAACAGCUUACAAUAAUUUUGUAAAUUUUGGUGGUAUUCUGUACGGUGGCUUUUCAUCAAUUAUUUUUGUACCCUACAUUACACUUGCUUGGAAACGAAUUGAUUCCUUUUCUGGGCCAGUUCCAAAACCCCGACAUGGACAUCGCGGUAUUGCUGUUAAAGAUUUAAUUAUUGUUUUUGGUGGUGGUAAUGAGGGAAUUGUAGAUGAUUUAAAUGUGUUUAAUUGCACAAAUAAUCAAUGGUUUCAACCUCCUACAAAAGGUGAUGUACCUACAGGUUGCGCUGCAUUUGGUUUUGCAACGGAUGGUGCCAAAGUAUUGGUUUUUGGCGGUAUGGUGGAGUAUGGAAAAUAUUCAUCUGAGUUGAUAGAAUUAAAUCCAGCUAAAUGGGAAUGGAAAAAAUUAAAGCCACGAGCACCAAGAAAUUCAACGGUACCUUGUGCGAGAUUAGGACACAGUUUGACAUUUGCCGAUGGAAAGUAUUAUUUAUUUGGUGGUCUGGCAAAUGACAGUAAAGAUCCCAAACAAAAUAUACCACGUUAUUUGAAUGAUUUAUAUUCAUUGGAAUGCAAAACAUCGAGUAGCGUAUGGGAUCAGCCAGUAGCACGUGGUACACCUCCCAUCGCACGUGAAUCUCAUACAUGUGUCUAUCAUCGUGGUCAGUUAGACUGCAGGCCAAAACUAAUUAUUUAUGGUGGAAUGAAUGGACAUCGACUCGGUGAUCUAUGGUGUUUUUAUCUAGAUUUUCCUCAAUGGACCCAAAUCACACCAUCUGGUAUCAUUCCUCAGCCGCGCAGUCUUCACACGUCCGUGGUUCUUAGCCAUCGAAUGUUUGUUUUUGGUGGAUGGGUACCGUUAGUUUCAUCAGAAGAUCGUUUUUCGAAUGAAAAAGAAUGGAAAUGUACAAAUACAUUGUCAGCAUAUAAUUUGGAAUCAAAUUCCUGGGAACUUCUCGGUCAAGAAUGUCUUGAUGAAAAUGUACCUCGUGCUAGAGCAGGUCAUUGUGCAGUAUCUGUAAACACAAGAAUGUACAUUUGGAGUGGCAGAGAUGGCUAUAGAAAAGCAUGGAAUAAUCAAGUUUGUUGUAAGGAUCUUUGGUGUUUAGAAACAGAAUAUCCAAAUGAGCCUGAAAAAGUGCAAUUAUUAAAAGCCGGUGUUGGUAAUUUAGAAGUGUGUUGGAAUUCAGUUCCUUCAGCUGAUUCCUAUAUUUUACAAAUUCAGCGCUUCGAUGCACCUCCUGAACACCCGGUAUCUAAUUCAUUAUAUGCAGCAAAAAGUCCACAGUCAGAACAGCAACCACCGAGUGCAUCAGCGUCUGGUACUUCGGAUUCAGAUGCUGUUGUUGACCAAUGUCUGUCACCAUCGAUUUUGAAUAAGCCAUCAGACUUGAUAACUGUUCCAAAUUCAUCACAAAUACCAUUAGUAUCAUCAAUUAGUACAGUCAAUGCACAAACGUUACCGACAUCAUCUGUUUCAUCGCAAUUAAUGACAAAUCCUAUUACCAGUACAUAUAACCCAUCUGUUGUUUUUCAAAUUCCGUCUGCUUCAAUGUCACAGAAUUCAAUAUCUGUACCAACAUCAUCUAUCACAAUGGUAUCAUUACCCUCUCCACAACAAUCAUCUUCUCCAUUGACAAAUACUAGUUCAUCGCCACAAUCAAAUCUCACGAAUUUUCGUUUAACCUCAACAGCUGCUUUUACGCCGGUCUCAACAACUGUUAGUCAUCCUGUUGUGCGACCAACUACAAAUAUCCAGUUUAUAAAUACAUCAUCUGCUACCAAUUCACCUCGUCCAAUUAUUUUUCAAAAAACACAAGCACAACAACCACAACUAUUAACCGUUGUUCCAGCGGGUGUUCGAUUACAGCAUUUGACGCCGACAAAUUUCACACCGGUACGAGCAUCAGCCAUUUCUCAGCCGACAACAAUCGUUCGCUUGCUACCUCCAACUCGACCUCAACAAUCACAAGUAAUUCAUUUGAAUGCGAUAUCAUCGAAUCAAAAACCAUUAGUCAUUAAAGCAAUAACUACACCCACAAAUUCUGCAACAGGCAAUGUUCGACAUACACCGAUUAAUAUUCAACAGCAACCAUUGUUAUUAACUACAACCCAAAAUAAACCCGGUACUGUUGGUAAUAAAAUAAUUAUGACAAAUAGUAACAAUACUGGGCAGACUAAUCAAGUAUUUAUUUUGAAUCAAAGUCCAAAUAUAAAUAAAUAUAGCAAUGUUACUUUUUCAUCUUCUCCUAAUAUCACAUUACCUAUUAAUUCGUUUGAUAUGAACGUUAGAACAAUAAAUAAUAAUUCAAAUGAAAUACCAACUGUUACCAACAACACAACACUUGAUAAUAGAACACAUGAAGAAAUACCGGCUGAUAUUGUUCAGCUUCUUGGUCUACAAUCUACAACGAUAGGAAAUAUUAAACAGUCUGUACCUCAGGCUGACAAUCAUAAUACUGAUCACCUUCCACAACUAGAUGGCUCUAAUGGUCAUUGUACAAAUGAAAAUCUUGAACAUAAUUAUUGCUCGACAUCAGACCCAACUAAUAUUGAUAAAACAUUAUCUCGAAUUCAGUCGUUCCUAAUGAAUACACGUGAACAACAGAUAUCAAUGUCUAUUCCUCAGCUCGAUGGUAUAUUUGAUUCUGUUAACGAACAUGUGGCACAGAAUGGUACCAAUCAAUCAGAAUCAAUUUACCAAAAUUCUUCAUUUAUUAAUGCUGAUAGCAUGCAUGGUAACAGUCAACACACAAACAUGGCGCAUGCUGGCGAUGGUUUUCAUGGUCAGCAACAUACAGAUCACGAAACAGCAAUAUCAAAUUCUCUUCCUGUGUCUGUUAGUACCAGCGAUAUACCUAAUUCAAAUGAAAAUGCAGCCAAUACAUCAGAACAAAAUGGUUGGCAUUUAGUGGGAAUGUUUAAAACGACAUCAACAAAUAUUACACAUUAUUAUGCUUUGCCAUCAAAUAUUGAUCUCGAUACAUAUGACUUGGAAAAUAUAGAGACGAACAAUUUAGCCAAACGUAUCGAACUUGAACCGGGUGCUAUUUAUAAACUUCGAGUUGCUGGAAUUAACGCUUGUGGUCGAGGUUCAUUUAGCGAUCCAUCAGCAUUCAAAACAUGUUUACCUGGCAGUCCUCCUGCUCCAUCCAAUAUAAAAAUUAGCAAAACGUUAGAUGGUGGUGCACAUUUAACAUGGGAUCCGCCUCAAAAUUCUUCAUCAAUGAUUACUGGUUAUGCUGUUUAUUUAGCCGUAAAAAAUCCAAAAGAUACUGAUAUGUCAUUUGCAUCACAAAAACAAACUCAAAUGGCUUUUGUACGUGUUUAUAGUGGAACAAGUCCGGACUGUUCCGUUCCCUCACAACAAUUAUUAACAGCACAUUUAGAUUCGAGUUCAAGUUCAAAGCCAGCUAUUAUAUUUCGUAUAGCAGCUCGAAAUGAAAAAGGUUAUGGACCAGCUACUCAAGUCCGAUGGUUACAAGAUCAAAAAGAUAAUUCAUCAAACAUUAAUAACCUUUUAUCACCUUCUGUAUCAGUCACCGGUGGACAAGCAAUUAAUUUUAAUCAUUUAGUGGGUGCUCCAACUACUUCACAGUCAACAGGAGGGGCUGGUUCAUUAAAACGAACUUCGUCUAGUUCAUUACAAACAAAUGGUGCAAAAAAAUUACGUGGUGGAGAUACAUGA